This is a messenger RNA of Camelina sativa (false flax), 2123 nucleotides long. The record is from RefSeq and is a predicted model, not a curated record. Lineage: Eukaryota; Viridiplantae; Streptophyta; Magnoliopsida; Brassicales; Brassicaceae.
CGGUUUGUAAGAUGGUCGCGUAACUUUUUUUUUUUUUUUCUUUUUUUUGAGAAACAAGGAAUCUUGAACAUCAUGGCAUGGAGACUCUUUAAUUUGUUUUCUUCUACAGAUAAUAAUUUUAAAUCAGAUACAAGGUGUACUGUAUUCACCCAGUCGAGAAGAGAUAAUAAUUUUAAACCAGAUACAAGGUGUUCUGUAUUCACCCACUCGAGAAGAGAUGGAGGCAAUGAAGCCAUGCGCCGCUAACUCUCCUCCGUUGACGCCGUUAGGUUUCUUAGAAAGAGCCGCCAUCGUGUACGGUGACUGUACCUCCAUCGUUUACGGAAGCAACACCGUUUACACGUGGCGUGAAACUAGCCUCCGUUGUCUCAGCGUCGCGUCCUCUCUGUCCUCCCUCGGAAUCGGCAGGUCCGACGUCGUCUCCGUCCUUUCUCCCAACACUCCGGCGAUGUACGAGCUCCAGUUCGCUGUUCCCAUGUCUGGUGCAAUCCUCAACAACAUCAACACGCGACUCGAUGCACGCACCGUCUCUGUUCUUCUCACCCACUCUGGAUCUAAACUUCUCUUCGUCGACGUCUUCUUCUGCAGUCUAGCCGUCGAAGCUAUCUCGAUGAUGACGACUGAUCCGCCCGUUCUCGUCUUCAUCGCCGAUAAAGAAGAGGAAGGAGGAUGUCGUGCUGACGUGGCCGAUCGCAACAAGUUCAGUUACACUUACGAUGAUCUUGUCGAGAGAGGUGAUCCGAAUUUUAAAUGGAUCCGACCCGAAAGCGAGUGGGAUCCGAUUGUGCUUAAUUACACUUCCGGUACGACUUCGGCUCCCAAAGGAGUGGUACACUGCCACAGGGGAAUCUUCGUAAUGUCAAUUGAUUCUCUAAUCGAUUGGACCGUACCGAAAAAUCCGGUUUACUUAUGGACUCUACCGAUGUUUCACGCUAACGGUUGGUGUUAUCCGUGGGGGAUCGCCGCCGUCGGAGGAACUAACGUCUGUUUGCGCAAGUUCGAAGCGUCGUUAACCUACCGUUUGAUACGUGAUCACAACGUCACUCACAUGUGUGGAGCUCCGGUGGUGCUCAACAUGUUGUCUGCGACUCAGGAAUCUCAUCAGCCGUUAAAACGUCCCGUCAACAUUUUAACCGCCGGUGCUCCACCUCCAGCCGCCGUGAUCCUCCGCGCGGAGUCAAUCGGUUUCGUUAUCAGUCACGGUUACGGAUUAACAGAAGCGGCCGGUGUAGUCGUCUCCUGCGUGUGGAAGCCACAGUGGAAUCGUUUACCGGCGAGUGAUCGAGCGAGGCUGAAGGCACGGCAAGGAGUGAGAACGGUGGGGUUUACUGAAAUAGACGUGGUGGAUCCUGAAUCGGGUCGGGGCGUUGAGAGAAACAGAGAAACCGUCGGCGAGAUAGUGAUGAAGGGAAGCUCGAUCAUGCUUGGUUACUUAAAAGAUCCGAGCGGAACAGAGAAGGCUCUGAAGAACGGGUGGUUUUACACUGGAGAUGUUGGUGUGAUUCACUCUGAUGGUUAUCUUGAGAUUAAGGAUAGAUCGAAAGAUAUAAUCAUAUCAGGAGGAGAGAAUGUGAGUAGUGUUGAGGUGGAAGCGGUUUUGUAUACGAAUCCGGCGGUGAGUGAAGUGGCGGUGGUGGCGAGACCUGAUGAGUUUUGGGGAGAGACGCCGUGUGCGUUUGUGAGUCUGAAAGAAGGGUUGAGUGUGGAACCGACGGAGGAGGAGUUGAUAGAGUAUUGUAGGAACAAGAUGUCUAGGUUUAUGGUUCCUAAAACGGUUUUGUUUAGGGAUGAGUUGCCUAAGACUUCGACGGGGAAAGUUUCUAGGCUUGUGCUUAAGGAGAUUGCUAAGACGAUGGGUGAUGAGACAAUUUCUUAAACAUCUUUCACCGUUCCACAAGAUUGAAUGUAGCAAAUGGACAAUGGUCAAUGAAUAUGUAUUCCCUAAUCCGCAUAAACACUAUGUAACAAAACGUUUGGAUUGGUUUGAGGUUUGUUUGUUUUUACUCGGUUUGGAUUUUUAAAAAUAUACAUUAGGUUAAAAUAUAUUCAAGAUGGAAAUAUGUUUUUAUGUCGUUUGGAGAUCGGUUCUCUCCACUACUUAUCUGGACUAGCUACAUUGAUGA